This is a messenger RNA of Diabrotica virgifera virgifera (western corn rootworm), 6868 nucleotides long. RefSeq names its product regulating synaptic membrane exocytosis protein 2 (gene Rim). The record is from RefSeq and is a predicted model, not a curated record. Gene Ontology annotation, biological process: regulation of synaptic plasticity; regulation of membrane potential; intracellular protein transport. The transcript is spliced from 19 exons. NCBI's taxonomy places the organism in Eukaryota, Metazoa, Arthropoda, Insecta, Coleoptera, Chrysomelidae. Gene Ontology annotation, molecular function: small GTPase binding; transmembrane transporter binding. Bases 204 to 4130 code for a protein of 1308 amino acids. Gene Ontology annotation, cellular component: presynaptic membrane; cytoskeleton of presynaptic active zone.
CACGGUACUCGGCCUCGAAAUCCUAAUAAAGAACAUCUAAAACAUUUUUGCUUUCCGUCGAGCGUGCACAACAUUUUUGCGGAAUUCGUUCGUUUUUGGGGUUCUCAAUACGUGAAAUGACGAAGUGUUUUGUGGCAGGAGAUAUUAGGGCGCUAGCCAAGGGGUAGUUUUUCGGUGAUGGGUGAUGUCUGAAAGAGGCCAGAAUGGAGAAUACAGGGCCCGACCUGUCUCAUCUUACUCCGGAAGAACGGGCCAUCAUCGAAUCGGUUAUGAUGAGACAAAAACAGGAAGAGGAAAGGGAACAAGAAAUUUUGAGAAGAAAAGCCGACGAGGUCCACAUCCUGGAGGAGACGAUUCGAGCCCGUAACGAACAGCAGAAAAAGGCGGGGGUGGAACUUGACGCCACAUGCCACAUAUGUCUCAAGACUAAGUUUGCCGAUGGGGUGGGGCACAUUUGUAACUAUUGUUCCAUCAGAUGUUGCGCUAGAUGCGGAGGAAAAGUUACGCUCAGAUCGAAUAAGGUAGUUUGGAUUUGCAUCCUCUGUCGGAAAAAGCAAGAACUUCUCAGCAAAACCGGACAGUGGAUGUUUGGUGGUCCAAACGCAGACCCUGAUUUGCCUCAACUACAACAAGCACCGUCUGAUAAAAGGCCGAAAUUAGAACGAGCGCAUUCAGCCGCCGAAAAAGAAAAUCUACCUCUUCAACGAUCAGGCAGCUUAUUAAGGAGACAAUAUUCAGAACAAGAACCAAGGGCACCUUCUUGUGAAAGGUACCAACAGUUUAACGAGGAGGAUCCUCGAUUUUAUCAAGGAGAGUUGGAAGGACUGAUGAGAACGCAUCCGCAUCUUGUACCAAGACGGUAUCCAGAACAAGAGGCCGAACCCGUUCAAAUGGAGCAUUCCCAGCAAAGGGUCCAACCGAUGGCGAGUGCCAACAAAAAACACAAGCGCAGCGGUUCGACAAAAAAGCAUCAACAACACGCCCCACCCCAAGUGCAACUUCAUAAUUACUCCAGUUCCGAAGAGGAUCUUAAGUCUACUCCAGAAUACGGUAGUGACGAAAGAGAUAGCGAGAAAGGUAUCGUCGGCAAUUGGCCCCCCUUGAGCCACUACAUAGUUGCCCCCGUACACCAACACAUGCCCUUGCAAGAUGUAACCGCAGACAACAGAUGCUUUACAGAGAGAAGAAAGAAAACUGUACGUUUCGACCACCAUGACAGUAGUCGUCAAGGUUCACAAGAUUCCCACAGGGAUUCUGGCAUUGAUACGUCUUCCACAUUUACAAGUAGCGAGGAUUCGACCAGGGGGGACUUGCCCAAGCACCCUUUAUCGUGGCAAGUCUCAGCUGAUGGAACGAAAAUGAUAGGUCAUAUGAUUCUGAGGCGAAAUUCUCGAGAUACAAGUGGAUCCAGUGCUUCUAUUUUGGGACUUAAAGUAGUUGGCGGAAAAAUACUCGAAAAUGGAAUGACUGGGGCUAUUAUAGAAAAAGUUAAAAAGGGCAGUAUAGCUGACGUGGAAGGACAACUAAGACCUGGUGACGAGGUUAUUGAAUGGAAUGGACGUUCUUUACAAUUAAAAUCUUCGCAAGAAGUGGCCGAAAUAAUCGCCGAAAGUAGACAAGAAGCUAACGUAGAGCUAAUAGUUUCCAGAACUAUGGGAAGCAGAAGAGUGGCACAAGCUAGCUGGAGACAAUCAGCCGCACAGAGAGGUCAGCAGACGUCUGUCAGUGGCCUUCAUCAGUGGCACCCCGAGACGGAAAUAUACGAAAGGCCUCACGUGCUUGUAACGUCACCCGGCAGCCCCGAACGAAGUCAAGACACAUCUCGCCAGACGCUGGCACCGAGUAUUGGGGGUCGGAUCCAAGUGCGAGUGGAGUUCGACCCCUCGGCGUUGCAGUUGUUAGUCACCAUCGUCUGCGCCGCUGGACUGACUCCUAGAUCUCCCCAACAGCCGAGGAAUCCCUAUUGUAAGUUGUUUUUGUUGCCAGAUCGGUCGGAGAAGAGUAAAAAGAGGACGAGAACUCUGGGUGGAACUACGGAGCCUAUGUGGAACCAGACAUUUGUAUACUCAGGACUGAGGAGGGCAGAUCUCCGACUUCGUGCUUUAGAAAUAACAGUAUGGGAUUAUGUUAGAUAUGGAGCGAAUGAUUUUUUAGGAGAAGCUAUUGUUGAACUGUGGCCUUUGGAGAAUCAACCAACGUGGAGAACGUUGGGUCCUCAUGAAGAAAUCGCUCUGACACCAAGCGAACAUCUCUCGCCACCUAGUACAGGGUCCAGGUUUUCUGACAGCGAUACGCCGUCGGAGUGUGAUAUUGAAGGUGGACGAGAUCGACGAAACGCAGAUGGAGCCAGCGUGAGUAGCGUAGGUAGUUCCACUAGCCCACCCAGGGAAAGUGAAAGGAGAUCCCGAAGAGAUCAAGAGACCAUGCAAGCAUAUCACAUGUGUAACAACAAUAGGAAGACCGGAAUGGUUGGCCACCGAUCCCAUUCAGCGGCUCCUUGCGAUUCUCCCAGCGUCCAUUUAUCUCGUUCCCGUUCGAAAUCACCCCGACGUUCCGCCACCGACCACCGAUCGCUCUCGCCACCGGACGUCCGCCUUACCGAAUACACCCCCACUACGUACAAAAUGUCGCGGUUUCAGUCGCGAAGUGCCACAGCGACACCUACCGGCUCGCCGAAAAAACGCCAGCUCCCUCAAGUGCCACAAGCGCUCGCCAGAGCGCUACAGGAGAGAGUAUCGCAGGACUUGGAAGGGACCAGUAUCAGUACCAGAAAUAGGAUGAGGUAUAUGCAUACUUAUAGAAGUACAGGGUCUGGCUGGGAGAGGAGGUAUAGUGGUUUAAGUGAUAGUGAUCUAGCCAAUCAUUCUAGAUUCAACACGAGAAGAUGCUUUUCACCCGAAAAAGAAAGAGAAAGAGAUCCCUUAGGCUUAGUGGACUUUGAUAGCGAUAUGGAAAGUGUCGCAUCAGUUACCAGCAGUGCUUUUUCAACUCAAUCAGAAAGGCCGCGUGGAACCAGAGGAUUAGGUACCGAAUACGGCUAUAGAACUAUGAACUCCAGAGGUGCUAGGGAAAGAGACCAUGAACAUAGGGAACCCAUAGAGCCUCUUGACCCGCAUCACAACUAUCAUUUAAAUCACAACCAGCAUCACAAUCACCACCACCAUCAUCACCACCACCGAGAGAGUAGCGUCAAGAGAGGGCAGUUUACAAGGAGUUUGUCGAAUACAGAACCACCAGUAGAAGAAAAAACCGAUGGAAGCUUAAGUGAUACUGCUGUAAGUCACCUGCAUGGCCUUGAAGUUCCUCAAAAGGACAUGGGAAGGAAAGAUGGUCUCCGGGAUCGAGAUAGGGACAGAACGGGCCAGUUUGUUGGUCUUAGUAAAAAGAGUAACUCUACCAGCCAAUUGUCCGCGACAGGUCGAAAACGGAGAAUGGGUUUCGGAAAGAGGGGGAAAACAUCAUUUACAGUCCAUAGAUCGGAAGAAAUUUUACCAGGAGAUGUUAGACUAGCGAAACAAGGAUCGUCAGCUUCGAGUGAUGGAGAAGGUUCUGCAGAUGGAGACAGGUGGUCCCCUUCGCUGCGGCUAACAGCAGCUGGUGAAGGUCAGCUAGCAGAAUUUAUUGAGGGUUUAGGUCCUGGACAGCUUGUAGGCAGGCAAGUGCUGGGAUCACCGUCUCUAGGGGAUAUCCAGUUAGCUCUUUGUAGUCAAAAAGGGUUCUUGGAAGUUGAAGUUGUUCGAGCGCGAGAUCUGCAGUCCAGAGCCGGUUCGAAAGUGUUACCAGCUCCUUAUGUAAAAGUAUAUCUAGUUAAUGGUAAAAAAUGUAUAGCUAAAGCGAAAACGACAACGUCGCGAAGAACACUAGAUCCUUGGUACCAACAACAAUUAGCAUUUAAGGAAAAUAUUCAAGGCUGUAUAUUACAAGUGACCGUAUGGGGUGAUUAUGGUAGGCUAGAAGGCAAGAAAAUUUUCAUGGGGGUAGCGCAAAUAAUGCUCGACGAUCUCAAUUUGAAAAACAUCGUCGAGGGCUGGUACAAAUUAUUCGGAACGACCUCCCUGGUUAGUGGUGCCCCCUCUCUAGGUCUAUCUAGUCGCGGAUCCUCGGCUAGCCUUGAUUCUAUCAAGUUAUAGCCUAUAACCUAAAUUAAUUUCCUCGUUUCAAAUUACCACAAGAGUAAAACACGUUAUUUAGUUUUUUUGACCGUUUCCACCACCAACCUUUAGCACCUUACUCAUGUCAUUUUCACAAAAAGUUUUCACCGAUGGCAUCCACUACAACACGUAUAGUGAGAAGAAUCCUCCUUCAUUUGCUCCUUUGAUAAGAAUUAACUGAAAGUAAAGUGCUUCAAAGACGCUAUUAGAUAUCCUUUAAAUAUCACUUUGUACAAAAUCCGCACAUCGUAACAAAAUAUACUUAAGACUAUAUCCCGCCAAAUGGGUAUUACUACUUUAACAAAAACGAUUCGGAAUGUACUGGGGAUAUUUAGAGCCGGAGAUAAGUUUGUACUGUAUUAUAACAAUUUUCACGAAACUUUUGUGAGGAAAACACUAAAAACUAAAAAAAGAUGAAUGAGAAUAUAGUGUAGAAGAGCCGAAGUAGUUCCAAAAUAGUGUACAUGAAGUGAACAGUGUAGAUACACGCACACAUCUUAUAUAGUGUCAAAUAGUGUCACAAGAAUCAUAUCUAAAUAUGAAUUAAAUAUAUGUAAGCAGAUUGUCCAAAAUAUUUAUAUCACGGUACAACUUACUUUUUUUACGGAAUUUUGAAGAAAAAAUGGAAUAGCGCAGCAAUGGUAAAAUUAUAUCUUAAUAAUUUAUAACUUUUCCACUGUUUCAUGUUUUAUAUAAGUAUUUGUGUAUUUUCCUUAAGUUACCUUUCUGUUUUAAGUGAUUUUGGUUUAAAGUAUUUCAAUUCUCUGAAACCAAAUAUGAAUGGUUCCUUUUUAAAUCUAACCUACCAAUAUGGCUAGUAAUCCAAUUUAUAGGUACAUAAUUUUUUACAGUGUACAUUGACUCAAAAUUUUACAUGAAAGAUCGAUAGAAUUCAAUAUACCUGCAAAAUAUGUUGCUCGAAAGCAACAUAUUUAUAUUGCUAAUUUCAAUGCUAAAACACUCAAAUCAACUGACACAAUUACAUAAACAAUCGAAAAAUGCCACGAACACAACAUAGAACUCCACAUCCUCUUCGUAGACUUCAGACAAGCCUUUGACUGUAUUGGAAGGAAUAAAUUAUUUAUUGAAAUGAAAAAUCAAGAUAUACCAGCAAAGUUAAUUAGAUUAGCAAAAAUGACUAUGGAUGGAUCUCGAGCUAAAGUAACAACAGAGGUAGCACUGAAUCAAUUGUAAUAGAAACAGGAGUGCGACAAGGCGAUUCCCUGUCAACCACAUUAUUCAACAUAGCAGUAGAAGUAAUGGUCAACGGCAUCAGGAUGUAGAAGGCCAGGAGAAACCACUACAUUAAAGAUCCUUGUGGAUAUCUCUAGUACAGCUUCCCAUGACAGAUAAGGAAACUAUACAUACAUUUAAUGAUCAUGGACUUCGGAAUCCAAGAUCCGACAGGGGAGGAAGAUCACAAUCAGACCACGGGGCCUCUCAGGUCGUCAACACACGAAAACCCCGUGUCGUGGAAAUCCACAAGAUAGCUACGUGGAACGUAACAACUAUGUUUGAAGGUGCGAAAUUACAAAAUAUUCAGCUAGAAAUGGCCAGACUAGACAUUCCUAUCCUAGGUAUAUGCGAGACGAAAUGGCUAAGGUCAAACAUAUUUGAGAGUAAUGGAUACAUUGUAUACCACUCGGGAAAGGCAGAAGGACCCAGACGUAACGGAGUCGCAAUCAUUGUGAAAGAAGAAAUUCGUAACUGUAUCCGAAAUUUCGUCCCUUUCAAUGAUCGUAUCAUGAUGAUUCAGCUGCAAAAUAAACUACUGAAUAUUAAUAUAAUACAAGUCUAUGCGCCAACAGCUGACAAAUCAGAUGAAGGAACUGAGCAAUUCUACAGCCAAAUUAAACAAAUUCUCCGGAGCACAAAAAAACAUGAAGCUACAAUUAUUAUGGGAGACUUCAACUCAAAAGUUGGUGCCGAAAUCACACAAGAUAUAACCGGAAAGUAUGGACUUGGAGAAAGGAACGAAAGAGGGCAAAGACUAAUAUAGUUCUGCCAAGAAGAGAAAUGCAUUAUAGCAAAUACUUUGUUUCAGCAACCUAAAAGACGACUAUAUACCUGGAAAUCUCCAGCUGAUCAAGAGGGAAAGAUAGUCAGAAAUCAAAUUGACUACAUUAUCAUUAAUAGAAGGUUUAGAAACAGUAUUACAUCUGCAAAAACAUAUCGAAGUGCAGACGCAGCAACUAACCAUAAUCUGCUCUGUGCUGGAUUCAAACUAAAACUAAAAAGAAUAAAAGCCCCCACAACGCAGAAGAAACCUAAUACUCGACUCCUAAGAAAUGCCGUAAUAUCAGAUGAGUUCGGAAAUAAGAUAAAUCGUGAGAUUAAAAAACAGUUAGAAAGACCUGAACAAGAAAAUAUCGAUAUCGAACAAGAUACGAGGUUAAGCGAGCAAAAGAGGACUGGAUGGAACAAAGAUGUCGUGAAAUGGAAGAACUACAAAGAAAACAUGACGAGUUUAAUAUACAUAAAAAGCUUAAAGAAAUUACCUACACUCAGAGAAAAAGAACUCCUCACUUUAUGAGAAACUCCAAAGGUAAAAUAAUUCUCGACUUGGAUGAAAAAAAGGAAGAAUGGACUAACUAUAUAAAAGAGCUCUUCCUGGAUACGAGGCCACCACUUAACACCACAAAGUAUACGAAUACUGGUCCUAGUAUUUUAAAAGCGGAAGUAGAGAAAGCCAUCAAACAGAGCAAAAAUGGGAAAUC